CUGUGCCCAGCCCAGUGUAAUUCUUUAUCUGCUUCUCUCACGCACGCCCGGGGCUGGCCAUUUGUGAAUCGGUGCGUGCAGAGCACAUCACUUUUUAAGGUUGUUAUCAGUGACAGUCCUCCUGUGCUCGAUAAAUCGAUCACCGUAUACUACAAGCAUCAGAUCGGUCCGUACAAUCAUUUAUCCGUUGUUCGUUGUGAGGCAAGAAAGCUUUUGCCGGAUUCAGGCGCCGCAUUCGCAAUUUUUUUCGACGAUCCUGAGGAGUUGAAGGAGAAUUUGCUGCAGUCGGCAGUGGGCGUCGUAUUCGGCGGCAAAUUCCGGGACUUCUUUUCGAUGUUCACAUUGCUGAAUUUCACCUAUCCCAAGGUCAAUGCCUUCCUAAAGGAGAAGAAACUGCCAGUGCGUGUAACAGUGGAGAUUUUCUCAGAAAAAUUAGUGCACUUGAUGAUUCCGCUCGAUCAUCAGGAGGAUUUUGUCGUGCCGCAGUUAAUGACGAUUGAGGAACUGGAGAGUAAGCUGGCGCGGAAGAAGUGGGACAGCGACCAGGAAAGCGAAAGUACAAGCGAAUCGGGAAUGGAUGAGGAGCAGCAAAAUGUAACAGAUGGUACGUCCGAGAACGACACAGUGCCGUACGCGGAAAGCAAAAAGGAUGAAUGA
Molecule: messenger RNA, 657 nt
Organism: Gongylonema pulchrum
Lineage: Eukaryota; Metazoa; Nematoda; Chromadorea; Rhabditida; Gongylonematidae
Source: the annotation of a GenBank genome assembly